This is a messenger RNA of Oenanthe melanoleuca, 5607 nucleotides long. RefSeq names its product ring finger protein 44 (gene RNF44). NCBI's taxonomy places the organism in Eukaryota, Metazoa, Chordata, Aves, Passeriformes, Muscicapidae. The record is from RefSeq and is a predicted model, not a curated record.
GAGGAGCCUGAAGGGACCUGGGCACAGGGCUGGGAUCUGGCAAAGCUGAAUCCGACUGCUCAUCGCAGCAAUGAGCUACUGAAUUGUUAAAUCGUCGAUCUGAGGUUUUCUUUGAAAGGGGUGAUGCUACAAAUUAAUUAGCUCCCUUUUGGUUGUUAGCACUUUAAAGCCCAGCUGUCAGGGGAGGGCUGGUUUAUAGGCAUUACAUCAGGGCUGCCGGCUGGCUCGCUCGCCUACCUGGGAAUUUCUAAGUGUGCGUUGUAACCGGGGGAAAUUUGGCUCGGAUGCAGCAUCUGGUGCUCAGUGAAGCUGCUGCGAUGCGCUGCCCUGAGCACGGGGAUUUGACUGGUGCCUGAGCAGUGCUGCCGGUGCACACGGGGAGCCGGUGGCUCGGCCUCCUGAGCUCCCGGAGGCUCGGCCUCUUGGUGUGCAGCUCCCGGGGAGCCGGUGGCUCGGCCUCUCGGUGUCCAGCUCUCAGCGUGAGCCACCAGCCGGGUGACUCGCUCAGGUGAGCUGCAGGUGUGCAGGAGAUGGUCCGAGUAGUUCCUGCUUCUUGCUUAAUUAAUGUGAGAGAAUAGCAGGCUUUUCUGAAGCAAAAGGGGGUUUUCUGGUGCAUAAAAGUUUGAACUGGCUACAGAUGCCCUGGGAGAGCUGUCGGUGCGGGCAAAGGGCUUGAUGUGCUGAGCGGGAGGGCAGCAGCUCCUCCGUGCUCCGGUCCGAGCGCGGAAGGCGGUGGGGAGCCGAGCCCCUGCUCCCCCACCCCCGGGUUUUUCCGCCCACCAGCAGCACAGAAGCACAGCGACUCCCGGGCAGACGGGGCUGCUGUCCCCGCGGCCCACCGGGGUGAGCAGGGCCCCGGGGGCACAGCCGCAAGUACGGUGCCACCAGCCUUAGGGCCUGUCCCAGCGGGGCGAGGUGGCCGGUAGCGGCACCAGGCCGCUCGGGAAGGGUCGUAGGUGCCCGGUGCCCCCCGCUGUGGGCCCGGCUCUCGGUGGUCCCGGGCGGGGGUCGCUGCCCCGCGUGGCGGCCCCACGCUCCAAGAUGGCUGCGGACCGUGACACGCCUGGUCACGUGGGACGCGCGCGCGCCGCGCCGCGCCCCCCCCCCCCCGUGCCCCCGGCCGCCCCCCGUCCCCCCCCGCGCCAGCCGCGCGCGCCCCCGGUGCCCCCGAGCGCUGUGACUCGGUCCGGUGCGUCCCGCUGCUUCUUAAAGGGACAGCACCCCGCGCGCACCCCGGCCCACCGCGGCCGCCCCGCGCCGCGGAAAACAAAGAGGCACCGGAAACAGCGGCGGCGGGGAGGGGGCCGGCCCGGCGGGAGGCGGGCGGGAGGGAGGGAGGGGAGGGCCGGCGGCGGGCCGGCGGGGGGGGGGCAGGCCCGGGCCCGGCGUCGGCGAACAAAGAGCGGCGGGAGGGAGGGGCGGGGGCGCCGCAACGGCACCGGAGCGGCGGCCCAGGCCAUCGGUGCAGAAUUCAAGGUGCUGGUGUCUUGCCCUGCCUGGAGCCUGAGGUCCCGUGUGCCCAUCCACCUCCCGACGUCACCAAUGCGACCAUGGGAACUGGCAGUGAAUAGGCGGCCGCCCUCUGCCCCUUUUGCCCAGCGCCGUUUCUCGGGGGGACCCUGCAGCAGCCCCGACCACCUCCGGCGAAGCCCCUCUGCCAGGCGUCAGUGGGGACGACGCGACCGACCUCUGGCAACCCUGCUGGGCCAGGAUGAGCCCCAGGUGCACCCUGCCUUCCCCCAGCAGCCACACAUCCCUGUAGAUGAGCCCCGCGCCUACGCUCUUGCCAGCACGCCGCCACGAAUGCUUCACCCAGCCGCUCACCCGCCCCACCAGAACCCAUUCAUGGUGGAUCUGCAUGACCAGGUGCACCAGGGACCUGUCCCUCUCUCCUACACGGUUACCACCGUAACGACGCAAGGCUUCCCCAUCCACGCUGGCCAGCACAUCCCUGGGUGCAGCACCCAGCAGCUCCCAGCAUGCUCAGUGAUGUUCAGUGGACAGCACUACCCGCUCUGCUGCCUCCCACCCCCGCUGAUUCAGGCAUGUGCCAUGCAACAACUUCCUGUCUCCUACCAGACAUUCCCCCCCAUCAUCUCCAGCGACCAUUACAUCCUGCACCCACCCCCGCCGCCAGUGCCCCCCCACCAGCCGCCCCACAUGGCCCCCCUGGGGCAGUUCGUACCUCUCCAAGCCCAGCAUCCACGUAUGCCUCUGCAGAGGAUAGACAAUGACGUGGACCUGCGAGGGGAGCAGCACCCCAUUGCAGGCUUCACAUACCCUCCGUCUCACCACGCUCCCACACUGUCGCCCUCCAUGCCGCUGCAUUACCUCCCCCACGACCCGCUGCACCAAGAACUGCCAUUUGGCGUGCCAUACCCCCACAUGAUGCCCCGGAGGCUGAAUACCCAGCGGUACCGGCUGCAGCAGGCGCUGCCCCCACCGCCACCCCCUCCGCCGCCUCCUCCGUACUAUCCGAGCUUCCUGCCCUAUUUCCUUUCUAUGCUUCCUGUGUCGCCAACAGCCGUGGGACCCACGAUCAGCUUAGACCUGGACGUGGAUGAUGUGGAGAUGGAAAAUUAUGAGGCACUGCUGAACUUGGCCGAGCGGCUGGGGGAGGCCAAGCCACGGGGACUCACCAAAGCAGACAUCGAGCACCUCCCGUCCUACCGCUUCAACCCCGAGAGCCACCAGUCUGAGCAGACCCUGUGCGUCGUGUGCUUCAGUGACUUUGAGGCCCGGCAGCUUCUCCGUGUCCUGCCCUGCAACCACGAGUUCCACGCCAAGUGUGUCGACAAAUGGUUAAAGGCAAACCGCACGUGCCCGAUCUGCCGGGCGGACGCGUCGGAGGUGCAGCGGGAGGCGGACUGAGGCUGGCGGGGGCGCUGUGCCGCACAAUUCGCUAGAGGACAAGGACGCCGGGCUGGGGCGGGGGCCGCUGCCCGCUGCUGGGGCCUGACCCUGCGCUUACCCCCCCUCCCCAAAGCCUCUCCUCGGAUGUGGUGAGCAUUGAGCAGUCCGGGCUCCCGGCCAGCCCUCCUCCUCCCCGCCGGGGCACGGACUCGGCCGGACGCCUGCCCGCUGCGCUCCCAGAGCCCCGAAUCGUGUUGUGCUGGAGGUGGGAGGUGCGUGGCCGUGCCCUCUGCGCUCCAAAGACGCUGUUGUUGCUCCAUCACUUUCCAGGUCUUUGUACCCUGCUAGGGAAUUAGUGGUUUUUCCCUUUGUCACUAUUUCUUUUUUUUACGAUAGUUUUUUCCUCCCCCCCUUGUUUCCUUUUCAUUUCCGUCACGUUUUUGGUUCCUUGGCCGUUUGCCCUAGGGGCGCGCAGGCGGCUCCUCCCCUCAGAGGGGAGGAGAGAGGAGGGAGCGCUGCGGGUUUGAUGCCGGCGGCACCCCAGCCCCGGGGACAGCCGGAGGAGGUGGCUGGCGGAGUGCGGCCAAGGUGGGACACCAGCAACCCCGGGGUGUGGCUGGGGCAGAAGGGCAGGAACACAGGAAUGCCUCUGUCCCCGCUCCUGUGCGCAGCCUGGCACGGCCUCUCUCCUGCCUCGGCUGCCCUGGGAAGCCCCAGAGGCUGCCUGGGGGCUUUCGCCAGCGGGAGGAUGGUGCUGGUGCAGACCUGGCCCCUCUCCCUGUUCAUUCCCCUGUGCCUGGCCAGCGCAGCUCCCGGGGCCAGGCCCUGUGGCAUCCCGCAAGGCAGCCAAGCUUGAGGAGGGGACACCACCCCCAUCCCUAGGGCUUUGGGCAUGUGGUGUCCCCGGUGUGCUGCCCGGCCCCCGGCUCCUGCUCGUUUCUCUGUCCCGACGACGUAAAUCAAGGUAGCCCCGUGCCCCGUCCUGCUGGCUGGACGGUGCGGUUUCCCCGGCCGGGGGGCAGCAGCGAGGGGCCGGCUAGGCUGCGACCCCCGGAGCGGGGUGGGUUUUAUUCAUAACCUCGUGGAGUAUUUUCAGUGCUACCCUGGCCUUGGCCCUGCUGGUGCAGGGGAAGCUGUGAGCGGUCCCCUUGCCACCGUAUCCCCCCUGCCCGUGCAGAGGCCGGGGGAGAAGCCGCCACGCCGCCGCCCGGCUCCAUCAAUCCCGCGUGGCCGUUGUUUUGCAUGAUUAAUUAGCAAGGAGGGUGACGGGAGGCGGUGGCAGGGGUGGUGGUGAGAGCACCGCCCUCCCCUCCUGGCGCGUCGCUGACGCCUGGGAGCUUCCGAGCGGACGCCAGCCCUAUGUAAAUGUUCACAAAUAUGCAUGCAUGUCUGACCAGCUUGGAACGUGGUCUUGGCUACGUCUAGCCGGCUGUGGGGUGAGGGGGGUGGGGAGAGGGGUUUUUGUGCUCAGCUGAUACUGCCAUGCACUGUACUGCACAUGUCCGCAACGCCACAGCAGGACCGUGAGACUUUCAGGGCCGUCCCCGCGGUGUCCGCGCCCGCGGCGGGGCGGCGGCGUGUGCAAGGGACCGGGGUGGGACGGGGCGGCUCCCCGCGGGGCGGGGGGCAGGCGCGGGGCUGGCCCCCGGCGGUGGCUCGGCCGGGUGCGAGAUGAGGGGCCGCGCCUGGCAGCUGGGUGGGCACGAUGGUGUCCCCCACAUUGAGGGCCAGAGGGACAGUGCCAGCCACCGGUGGGUCAGCCCCGGAUGCUGCCCGGUCGGGCGCGGGGGGGCGGCGAGCGGUGGGGGGCUACGGGCCAGCUCCCCCUCGCCGCCCUUUCCCACCUCUGCGGCUGCUGCCCUCCAUGCGGAGCGUCAAGGCCGAGGGCCCCGGCACCGCUGGGCUCGGUGCCCCUUGGGCAGGACCCCGGCCCCCUCCCCGUCCCUCACUCAGUGACAGAUAACCAAAGGAGUCCCCGGCUUCGCGCCCCCGGAGACGCCCCCUCCUCCCCUCCCGCCCUCGCGGUGCCCAGGGAGCCAGGAAAGCCUUACGGUCCUUUGACGGCGACUCGAAAGCUCACAGCUCGUGUGCUGCAGAAUUUAUUCCAAUGAGCAGCUAAAAGUAUCAUUUAAAAAAAAAAUAACAAAAAGAAAAAAUGACAAAAAAAAAAAAUACUAAAAAACAAUUAUUUAGGGUGUUUGUGAUUGCUGACUGCGCUGUAGAUACCACUGUUUACCAAUGAAUUCCUGUGGUGGGAUAGUGGACUGUUUACUGUUCUAUUAUACCAGUCCCCGGGCCCUCCGGCGGGACCCCGCGUUCCCCGCGGCUCCCCGGAAGGUGCUAGGACGUGUGUUCUGUGUUAGAAAGUUUUUAUAUAUAUAUAUAUAUAUAUAAAUAUAUAUAUAUAAUUUUUUUUGCUCUGUUACUUGCACAUUUUACAGUUACCUCAUUUUUCCCAUGUAUGUAUUUGAAAAAAGGCUAAUAUAUAGAAAAAAAAGGUUCUUAAAGCUCUAAAAGUGUUUGUUUUUUUCCAUUCCAUUGGAAUCAUAUUGGUUUUGUAGCAUUUAACAUAACUAGUAUGUUGUAUUAUAUAUAUGUGUAUUAUACUGAUUGAAAUUUUUAACAGAUUUGUACUUUUUUUAAAAUGAAAGUUGCUAGUUCUGCUUGACCAAGUAGUGCAAUCAUUAUUUUUUUUAAUGUUGUGGCUGAUUUUGAGAGGGAUAUUCACUAAUAAAUGUAUGAUGUAUACCAACA